GGAAGCAGCCCUGCUCUCCGGCCAUCGAUUGUCAUGUCUCUGCAGUGCAACAUGUGGCGCUUCCAGGGGCGGAAGUCCCGUCGGCCAUCACGAGGAGAUGCCCUGUCCCGGACGCGCCUUCUGCAUGCAGUCCAGCUUUUGAUAAAUAUCUCAAAUAUCUCGCUGUACCACGCCGGGCUGAGCCAUCUGCUCUGUCUCGAGCGCGUGCGUAGCAUUCGCUUCAAGUCCUUCUUUUUCUGAUUGUUGAUCUGGGAAUAUAUUGUGUAAUUCUGUCUGUCCUUCUCUUGGUUUGCCCGUCAUGGGCCUUUUGCGCGGCCUGCUCGAGAGCGUCUCCGAGACCCUCGAGCUGUUCUACACAGCGACGGCUACGCUGACCCAGGAGAGCACCAACGGGCUUUCGCUCUUGGGGACUCUAUUGGCCCGCGUCCUGCCCCUUUUCCUGACAAAUAAUCCGCUUCCCGAUGGAUUUCCAUGGGGCUCUUUAUCUGACACCAACACCAAUCCGUAUGUCGACUACCCUCGGACCGGCGUGGUUCGGUACUAUGACUUCACGGUCAGCCGCGGGAUCAUCGCGCCCGACGGGUACCAACGGGACGUUCUCCUUGUCAACGGCGCCUAUCCCGGUCCCCUCAUCGAGGCGAACUGGGGCGACACGAUUGUCGUGACUGUGCACAACAACAUCAGCAACCCCGAAGACGGCACUACCAUCCACUGGCACGGUUUCCUUCAACGUGAGACUCCUUGGGCUGACGGGGCGCCGGGGAUCUCACAGUGUCCCAUCCCGCCCGGGAGCAGCUACACCUACGAGUUCGUUGCCAGUCUGUUUGGCACCAGUUGGUAUCAUGCCCACUACUCGGCACAGUACGCUGGGGGUGUCGUCGGGCCCAUUGUCGUUUACGGCCCGACACAUGCCAAGUACGAUGUCGACCUUGGUCCGAUCAUGCUGAGCGAUUGGUACCACAGAGAGUACUUCGACAUUGUCAAGGAGCUGCUAUCUCCAAAUGCCAGCCCGAGGGUGCUGUCGGACAACAACCUGAUCGACGGCAAGAUGAACUUUGACUGCUCGACAGUUGCCCCUGGAGACAACACCCCGUGCACCGAUAGAGCCGGUAUCUCGAAGUUCAAGUUUCAGACGGGCAAGACGCACCGCCUGCGUCUGAUCAAUUCGGGCGCCGACGGUGUCCAACGCUUCUCGAUCGACCAACACACUCUGACUGUCAUCGCGGAAGACUUUGUGCCCGUGAAGCCGUACAACACCACGGUGGUCACCUUGGGGGUCGGUCAGCGCACCGACGUGCUUGUCACGGCCAACGCUGGCCCGCCCGAUUCUCUGUUUUGGAUGCGGUCCAACCUGACGACGUGCUCGCCCGCGCGGCAGCCCAACGCCUUGGCGGCCGUCUACUACGACAAAGCCGACACUUCGGCCACGCCGUCCAGCAGACCCUGGGAUGUUCCGGAUCCAGGAACCUGCGCCAACGACCCGCUCGACAUCUCGGAGCCGCUGUAUCCGAUACCGUUGCCCAAGCCCGCCAUUACCCAGACCAUGGAUAUCGAGCUAUUCAAGAACGCUUCGAAUGUGACGCUUUGGAAGUUCAACGGCGUGUCCAUGAGAACUGACUACAAUAGCCCGGUGAUCCUGCUUGCCAACCAGGGCAACUUUAGCUACCCGCCUGAAUGGAACGUGGUGAACUACCAACAGACAACGGCGAUCCGCAUCAUCAUCAACAAUAAGGGGCCCGGCCCUCACCCGAUGCAUCUCCAUGGGCACAACUUCUACAUUCUGCAUGAAGGCCCCGGCGAAUGGGACGGGACCAUCGUUCGGCCGUCAAACCCGAUGCGGCGGGACGUGGAACUCGUGCGCGGCAACGGUCAUCUUGUGAUACAGUUCGACGGCGCCCCUGGCGUCUGGGCUUUCCACUGCCACAUCGCCUGGCAUUCCUCGGGCGGCUUCCUGGCAUCGCUUCUCGUUCAGCCACACAAGGUGCAGCAGAUGCACCUUCCUGGCGAUGUCGAGCAGAACUGCCGAGCCUGGGACUUAUGGACGAAGCACAACGUUGUCGACCAGAUUGACAGCGGCACAUAACAGUUUGUUGCGCCGCCAGCAUCACCCUUCUGGAGGCAGCGUGCUUCUUGGAG
Molecule: messenger RNA, 2136 nt
Organism: Thermothielavioides terrestris NRRL 8126
Lineage: Eukaryota; Fungi; Ascomycota; Sordariomycetes; Sordariales; Chaetomiaceae
Product: multicopper like protein
Exons: 5
Coding region: 299-2083 (594 amino acids)
Molecular function (GO): copper ion binding; oxidoreductase activity
Source: RefSeq, a predicted model, not a curated record